CUCUAUCAAAACAAUCAAAAAGACAUUUUGUCCCUCGCACACAAACUUCCAUCGAAAAGUAGUAAUCCAAACGACACAGAGGGACCCACUCACAAUGAGCCAACAUCUACGCCUGUAUUCCAACAAAACCAUGAAUCUAAUGGUCUUGUUUCUUGCUCUUUUGCCUACAAUGGUAACAGCAGAUUGCAAGGUGGAGGAUGACAGCGCCACCACCACCACCACCACAAGCGGCAGCAGUCAUGAGUCCCUUAAAUACAAAAUAGCUGCUAUGCUCACCAUCCUUUUUGCUGGUGGAAUUGGUGUGAGCAUCCCUCAGCUUGGUAAGAGAGUGGAAGCGCUGAACCCAGAUAAUGACAUAUUUUUCAUGAUCAAGGCCUUUGCUGCUGGCGUGAUCCUAGCCACCGGCUUUAUCCACAUCCUACCGGAUGCAUUUCAACAUCUAACCUCACCAUGCCUUCCUGAGAAUCCAUGGGGUAAGUUCCCUUUUGCCGGUUUUGUUGCAAUGACUUCUGCCAUCGGGGCCCUUAUGGUGGACACCUAUGCAACCAGCUUUUAUAGAAAGAUGCACUUCAAAAAGCAAAAGGCACAGCAGGUGGUAGACGUUGAGUCCGGGAGUAGUAUCGCUGUUAUGGAUGACCAUGCGGGUCAUGUUCAUGUCCACGCACAUGCCACAGAUGGCCAUGCUCAUGGCUCCGUUCAUGAAUCAGAACUCAUCAGGCAUCGUAUCAUAUCGCAAGUGUUGGAGCUGGGAAUCAUAGUUCACUCGGUAAUUAUUGGACUCUCGUUAGGGGCUUCCCAAAAUAUCUCGACCAUAAAGUCUCUACUUGCAGCCUUGUCUUUUCAUCAGUUCUUUGAAGGCAUGGGACUUGGUGGAUGCAUCUCUCAGGCAAAAUAUAAAUCUUUGUCAACAGCGAUGAUGGCAAUAUUUUUCUCCCUGACGACACCGAUAGGAAUAGCAGUAGGUGUUGGAAUAUCAAAUAUUUACAAACAAGACAGCACUAAAUCCCUGAUAGUGGAAGGAAUCUUGAACUCUGGCUCGGGUGGAAUACUGAUUUACAUGGCACUGGUUGACCUUCUGGCUGCCGAUUUUAUGAACCCAAGGAUGCAAAGCAAUUCAAGGCUUCAGUUCGGAGCAAAUGUGUCACUUCUUCUAGGGGCUGGAUGCAUGUCUUUCUUGGCCAUAUGGGCUUAAUGAUAGAAAUCAUCAUUAUUUUACUAGUAGGUUCCUGAGUAUUUAAUUUCGAGGAAGCUUUUUAUAAAUCAAUCAAAAUUCAACAAGAGAUUAAUGCCCGAUAAAAGAAAUCAACUUUACGACUCCACUACCCAAUAGCUACAACAAGCCUCAUAAAGUUUCAUUUACUUUUUAGUUAACAGAUGUAUAAAAAAUUGCAAGUUGAUCCAACAUUCUAAUCACUUGCUUUAGAUGCCCAUAAAAUUUUGCACAAAGG
This is a messenger RNA of Lactuca virosa, 1448 nucleotides long. The record is from the annotation of a GenBank genome assembly. NCBI's taxonomy places the organism in Eukaryota, Viridiplantae, Streptophyta, Magnoliopsida, Asterales, Asteraceae.